This is a messenger RNA of Anarrhichthys ocellatus (wolf-eel), 2200 nucleotides long. RefSeq names its product xeroderma pigmentosum, complementation group A (gene xpa). NCBI's taxonomy places the organism in Eukaryota, Metazoa, Chordata, Actinopteri, Perciformes, Anarhichadidae. Gene Ontology annotation, cellular component: nucleotide-excision repair factor 1 complex. Gene Ontology annotation, molecular function: damaged DNA binding. Gene Ontology annotation, biological process: UV-damage excision repair; base-excision repair; nucleotide-excision repair, DNA damage recognition. The record is from RefSeq and is a predicted model, not a curated record. The coding region runs from base 97 to 921 and encodes 274 amino acids. The transcript has 5 exons.
UCCUACAAUGCUGCACUUUGUGUGGCACGAGCCCCGACUGGUCCAGAGUGCCAUUUCAUUCAUUGCUAUGUGGUGAUCGCUGUUUGAGAAAGCAGCAUGGAUCCAUUAGAGUCAGAGGGACUGAAAGCCGGUCUCGGCCCGGAACAAAGUCCCAAACCCGAGCUUUCUGCAGCGAUGCGGGCUAAAAUCGAGCGGAACCGGCAGCAGGCGUUGAUGCUCCGGCAAGCGCGACUAGCGAGCCGCCCAUCGUCCGCUGUAGAGGGGGCGACCUCGGCGAAAAUCUCCAAGACCAUCGACUCUGGUGCCGGUUUCUUCAUCGAGGAGGAGGAGGAGGAGGAGAAAGAGCAGAGGACCAGGAAGGUUGUGCAUCAGCCAGCCCCAGUCAUCGAGCCAGACUACCUGCUGUGCGAUGAUUGUCAAAAGCCCUUUAUGGACUCGUACCUCAGCAACAGCUUUGACCUAUCUGUCUGUGAUAAGUGCAGAGACAACGAGGAGAAGCAUAAGCUAAUCUCCAGAACUGAGGCCAAGCAGCACUACCUGCUGAAGGACUGUGACCUGGACCAGAGAGAGCCUCCACUCAGGUUUACACUGAAGAAAAACCCUCAUAACCCGACCUGGGGUGACAUGAAGCUUUACCUCAAACUACAGGUGGAGAAGAGGUGUAUGGAGGUGUGGGGCUCAGAGGAGGCCCUGGAGGAGGCCAAAGAGACGAGGGAAGAGAACCGAGAGACGCAGAAACAAAAACGCUUCAACAAGAAGGUCAAAGAGCUGCGCAGGGCGGUAAGGAGCAGUAUGUGGACCAAAGACACCAGCGUUCACCAACAUCAGUACGGACCAGAGGAGGUGGUGGAUCCGGAGGAGGACCUCUACAAGAAAACCUGCACCACCUGCGGACAUGAACUCACUUACGAGAAGAUGUAGACACUCGCGAGCACACACACACGCACACUGACUGUUCAGUCUACAAGGAGAAGAUAUUCUGUGCUUUUAUGGGGAACCAUGCCUCUCACAAACCCUCGAUCCGUCCGCCUGUAUUCCUUUUUCCUGGAUUUCUACUGGUAUUUAUUAAUAAUACAUUUCAUCCUGAUGACUUACAAGGAGCCAAAAUCACUCUCCUGUGUGGCACUUACAGGCCGUCAGUUAUAAUACCUUUUUAAACAGCUGUUACUGACUUCAACUGCUGUAUCUUUUAGCAGACUGCCUUUCCGGUCUGCUGCAUAAUGCUACACUUCCCUUUUCUUUUGUAGCAGAGAUGCCUGCUUUAUGAUUGGAACAGAAAUUACCAGUAUGAUUAAAACUUUGCUGGGGGGAUUCCAUUUUUAGGAUUUCAAUUUUUUCAACUAAAUACUACCUCGCAGAUUUCGGUCGCAUGAUACCAUGAUGUAAUCGCUGUCAUGUGAAGUAUGUUAAACUUGACUUUUCAUCGCCUUUGUGGCCUCAUUCAACUCCGCAUUAAGCCACAAGUCAUAUUUCAUUAUGACUGAAUGCAAAGGCUUUGUUUCUCAUGUCUGAUUCUUAGUGUCGGCUAUAAAGAGACAAGCUGUCAUUGUCCAGAUAUUCAUUAUAUUACUACAGUUAGACUGAAAAUAUGUAAAACAUGUUAACAUCUUGGUGUAAUGUAAACAAUUUAAUAAAAAGUUAAUUUCUUUUCCAAGUUUUUUGUAUUUUGAGACUUCGCAGAAAGUCUUCAAAAUACUUCUCUCCAUAUUUUUCUUGAAGUGUAGACAUACAGUUUGAAAACAGUCUGGGCCAAGUUUGCAUCUCUUAUUUUUUUGUACAUUAAUUUAACAUGUAGCCAUGUCACUGUCUUACUUUUAAUCUUAUUUGUGGAGUGGGCUUGUUGUGGAUUAAGGGGUUUAGAUUUCCAAUCCAACCUUUAAUUACUUAUCCCAUAAUUUGGUUUUUCAUAUCUUGCUGUUAAAGAAACUUAAGCUUUGUCAAAAAUAAGUCAGAUUGUGUUUUUCUCAAAUGUAAGUUCUCAGAAACCUGGCUUAUCGACCAAGAGGGCAAAGUUAUUAGUACAGGCACAAAUCCUCAAGGGUUUCUUUUUUAGAUACUCUAACAAAUCAAAUUAGUUUUAAUAAUUUGGAUGAAAAAAAAAAAAAAGUAUGUUUCAAAAUGACUCAAUUUCAUUAGUGGCAGCUAUAUUUGACCGGCUAUAGUCCAUCCCAGUCGUUGCAAUACCUUUAAAGGCUAAAUA